Messenger RNA from Monopterus albus (swamp eel), 1199 nucleotides. Its product is annotated as magnesium transporter NIPA2. Gene Ontology annotation, biological process: magnesium ion transport. The record is from RefSeq and is a predicted model, not a curated record. Gene Ontology annotation, molecular function: magnesium ion transmembrane transporter activity. Gene Ontology annotation, cellular component: membrane. NCBI's taxonomy places the organism in Eukaryota, Metazoa, Chordata, Actinopteri, Synbranchiformes, Synbranchidae. The coding region runs from base 36 to 1178 and encodes 380 amino acids. The transcript is spliced from 7 exons.
GGAAACCUCAUCGUUGGAUAACAGACGAUGUCCACAUGAAGUCUGCCAAAUGGUUAUUCCAGAGAGUACAGAAAAGAGCUCGGGAAACAACGACGUAUGGAGUUGACGACGUGACGGCAGAGAUGGAAGUGAACCGGAUGGAUUUCUACAUCGGUCUCUCUCUGGCUGUGAGCUCCAGUGUUUUUAUCGGAGGGAGUUUCAUCUUGAAGAAGAAAGGCCUCCUACGACUGGCCAGCAAGGGUUCAAUGCGAGCAGGUCAAGGGGGGUAUGCUUACCUGAAGGAAUGGCUGUGGUGGGCAGGACUGAUUUCAAUGGGAGCUGGAGAGGCGGCUAACUUCGCUGCAUAUGCAUUUGCACCCGCCACACUGGUGACUCCUCCUGGGGGCCUGAGUGUACUCUGCAGUGCUGUGCUCUCUGCUUACUUUUUGAAUGAGAGGCUGAAUGUGCACGGAAAGAUUGGUUGUCUGCUGUGCGUCCUGGGCUCCACAGUGAUGGUAAUUCAUGCCCCACAGGAAGAGGAAGUUGCCUCCCUCAGCGCCAUGGCUGAGAAGCUCAGAGACCCAGGUUUCAUUGUGUUUGCUGUGUGCGUUGUGGGAAGCAGCCUGGUUCUUAUCUUUGCUGUGGCUCCGCGGUUCGGACAGAAGAAUGUGCUGGUCUACAUCCUGAUCUGCUCUGUGAUUGGCUCCCUCUCUGUGUCUUGUGUCAAGGGCCUGGGCAUUGGCAUUAAGGAGUUGUUUGCUGGGACAGCAGUGCUGAAGGAACCCCUGUUCUGGUCCUUAGUCAUCUGCCUGAUGGUCUGCAUCAGCAUUCAAAUCAGUUACCUGAACAAAGCCCUCGACAUCUUUAACACCUCCAUUGUCACACCCAUCUACUACGUCUUUUUCACCACCUCUGUCAUGGCCUGCUCAGCUAUCCUGUUUAAAGAAUGGUUGAGUAUGGCUACUGAUGGAGUAGUGGGAACAAUUAGUGGCUUCCUCAUCAUCAUAUUGGGGAUCUUCCUCCUCCAUGCCUUCAAGGACAUUACAUUUAGCUGGGAUUCCCUCCCUCUCUACCUGAGGAAGGGUCCUCAGGGCUUUCCAUGGAGUCACCAGCCUUAUGUGGCUCUUCCUAGCCACGACUCCCAAGCAAAGGAAGGAGGCUCAAAGGCAGGGUGGGCUAUACACCAGAGUGCUCCUUAAAGAGGACCAAGUUGUCAGUAU